GUCGUUAUUUUGUAAACAUGGAAAACAACAUUGAGAAAACCUUGAAAGAGAAAAGAAAAUCCUGCGAACAAAGGAACUCUAGAAGCAGAAAGAAGAUUGUGAACAGCAUCAAUGCGGGAGUCGUCAGAAAGAAGGUCUUCGAGUAUUAUGAGACCGAAAAGGAAGUGCCGACGCUCGGUGAGUUAGCUGAUAUGUUAGAAGAAAACGGGCUCCUGUUCGAACCCAAACAAUUGAAAAAGCUGUUACAUGACCUCGGUUAUCGUUAUACACGAUGCCAGUCACCGUCACGUAGGCAUAUUCUUGGCGAGAAACAUACUCUUGGUUAUAAGCGUAUCAAAUAUAUCCGAAAAAUCCGGGAAUGCAGGGCCGAAAAUCGGAACGUAUAGGUAUUUCAUGCAUGAUACUUACAUGGAGGCUAGCGACGUAGCCAAGGGUCGUUGUCUUAGAAUUGACUUACCAGCUAAGAUUUCGAAAAAGGAACGCUUGGUAAUACUUCAUGCCGGCGGUAAAAACGGUUUGAUUAGCGGUACCUUCACUACGAUUAAAGCUGACUAUGAAUUUGAUGAUCAUUUCAGUGAAGUGAACACUCCUAAAUUUGAAAAAUGGGUGACUGACAAUUUAAAGGAUAAGUUUGAACCAAACUCUGUGAUCUGUAUUAGCAGCCCGAGACACCACAGCAUUCAAAAGCACAAAAAACCAAAAAGUAUUUUAACGACUAAAACUGAUAUGCAGAACUGGUUGAAGAUACAUAAUGUUGAAUAUAAGGAGGAUUUAGAAAAGAUAUUUCUGCUACAGCUUAUUAGUAAGACUCGUUCGGAACCGGUUUACGCUGUUGAUGAGGCGCUGAAAUCCCUCGGGCAUACUGUCUUGCGCAUCCCUCCUAUUCAUGCAGACCUUAAUCCACUUGAAUAUGUCUGGGAAGAUAUCAGGAAAAAGGUAGCAGAUAGUCAUGGUAACGCAUCUGUGGAUGACAAGAGAAGAACCUGGAUGAAAUUGUAUUCCGAAUAUCCUCUCGCCGAAUACCAGAAGUGGGUGGAUCUUGUCAAAAACACUGAGAAUGAGUACUAUGACAUGAUGUACAAAUUGGAUGAAAUAGUUGAUGAUAUAAUUGGGAGGUAUGCAAAAGAUUUGAACUCGGACUCUGAAGAUUGGACGACCGAUAACAGUGAGGAGUCAGAGUCGGAUUCUGACUUUUAGAUAUUCUUCUCAAAGAGUU
Cydia amplana is the source of this 1216-nucleotide messenger RNA. RefSeq lists its product as uncharacterized. The record is from RefSeq and is a predicted model, not a curated record. NCBI's taxonomy places the organism in Eukaryota, Metazoa, Arthropoda, Insecta, Lepidoptera, Tortricidae. The transcript has a single exon. The coding region runs from base 247 to 1197 and encodes 316 amino acids. Gene Ontology annotation, molecular function: nucleic acid binding.